GGCGAAGGCAGUGACUCGUGAAAAGCGUUUCAGGUUCUCCGAUGACAUCCAUUCCUGUGAUUCUGUUCCUCUGUGUUCUCGCUUCUCUCUUUCUGAGGAGCCUCGAAGAGUGACAUCAACACCCACACACGAAAUAUAAUAUACCAAGUCUCACUAGAAUGAGAGCCGAUUAAUUUAUGUCAGUCCACUUUCCGAGAUCUUGUUCUGUGUCGCCAUCCUUGUUCUCUAGUCCAAAAGUUCAACCCUUUAUGUAAUCUAGUAUUGCAAUUUCAUUGGAUGCUCUUCUUCUGAUCGUCGGGAACAGCAGGUGAUCGAGUUGAAUUGAUUAGGUUUUAUCCAAUGGGAGAUAAGCACGAAGAGAAUCGGACUGAGAGCAGCGAUUUCACUUCAGAGGAUGAAGGCACCGAGGACUAUCGACGGGGAGGUUACCACGCUGUGCGAAUCGGCGAUACCUUCAAGAAUGGUCGCUAUGUUGUUCAGAGCAAGCUCGGCUGGGGGCAUUUCUCCACCGUCUGGCUCGCCUGGGACAUCCAACUUUCUAGAUACGUGGCUCUGAAAGUUCAAAAGAGCGCUCAGCAUUACACGGAGGCUGCCAUGGACGAGAUAACCAUUUUACAACAGAUUGCAGAUGGAGACCCAGAAGAUAAGAAGUGUGUGGUGAAGCUUUUGGAUCAUUUCAAGCAUUCAGGUCCCAAUGGACAACAUGUUUGUAUGGUAUUUGAAUACCUUGGGGAUAAUCUUUUAACUCUUAUCAAGUAUACUGAUUACCGAGGAUUGCCAAUGAACAUGGUUAGAGAGAUAUGCUUUCAUAUUUUGGUUGGAUUGGAUUACUUACAUAAGCAGCUUUCUAUAAUACAUACUGACUUGAAGCCUGAGAACAUCCUCUUGUUAUCAAUGAUAGAUCCAUCCAAGGAUCCUAGAAAGUCUGGUGCUCCCUUAAUUCUACCAAAUGCUAAAGAUAAAACAGCACUUGAAUCGGUGAUUGGGAAAGAAAUGAAAGCAUUAAAUGGGGAUUUAAUACAGAAUCAUAAGAAAAAGAUUAAAAGAAAAGCUAAGAAGGCGGCUCAGGGAUGUGUAGAGAAGGAAGCUUCUGAGGAAGUUGAGGGGGAUCCUGAAACAUCUGGUGCUGUAGAAUCAUCUGCCAAUGCAAUAUUAAAUGCAGGUUCCGCAGGAGAACAACCUUCUAGUCCUGCAGGCACCAAGAGGUUAUCAGAUGAUGACGGGACCAAGGUAACCUGGUCAAAAAACCAGGGUAACAAAAGAGGAAGCCGUUCAUUGAGGCAGAAGUUACUGAAAUCGGUUGACCUUAACUGCAAAUUAGUUGACUUUGGCAAUGCUUGUUGGACAUAUAAGCAGUUUACAAAUGAUAUUCAGACAAGACAAUAUAGGUGCCCAGAGGUGAUCCUUGGAUCAAAGUAUUCUACGUCAGCAGAUCUUUGGUCCUUUGCUUGCAUUUGUUUUGAGCUUGCAACUGGUGAUGUACUAUUUGAUCCUCAUAGUGGUGACAAUUUUGAUAGAGAUGAGGAUCACUUAGCACUAAUGAUGGAACUUCUGGGCAUGAUGCCUCGGAAGAUUGCACUAGGGGGCCGUUACUCCCGAGAUUUUUUCAAUAGAUAUGGUGAUCUGAGGCACAUCCGUCGAUUGCGAUUUUGGCCCUUGAGCAAAGUUCUCUUGGAGAAAUAUGAUUUCAAUGAGCAAGAUGCCAAUGGCAUGGCUGACUUUUUGGUUCCUAUUCUCGACUUUGUUCCUGAGAAACGACCAACAGCUGGUCAGUGCCUUCUGCAUCCAUGGAUGAAUGCUGGUCCUUGCCUCUUGGAGCCGUCAGUGCCAUCUUCUAAUCACAAUUCAGCUGCGGAUGGUGCUGCUAUUUCUGACCAAAAGAAGAAGGACAAGGACGAGAGAGAGGCCAUGGAGGCGGGGAUGGGAAAUAUUGCCAUCAAUUCAGACUCUAAACCGCACACAGAUUUAUUGGCGAAAGCCUGUCAAAGCAGUCAGAAGUAGUUGAUCUAGCCAAAAUCCUCCUGGUUGUGCAUCUUGGGAACUUAUUUAUUCUUAUAACAAAUCAACGUAACUCAAUGGUCUAAACAAGUUGGUUAUUCUUUUAGUAUUCUCACGGUGUAAGAAUGUGUUAUCUUGUGCCUUUCUUCUGCAACUUAUGGUAACUCAAAGAUGGCCGUUUGUUACCACGGACUUGUUUGUCAA
Prosopis cineraria is the source of this 2202-nucleotide messenger RNA. RefSeq lists its product as uncharacterized. NCBI's taxonomy places the organism in Eukaryota, Viridiplantae, Streptophyta, Magnoliopsida, Fabales, Fabaceae. The coding region runs from base 340 to 2001 and encodes 553 amino acids. Gene Ontology annotation, molecular function: protein kinase activity; ATP binding. The transcript is spliced from 4 exons. Gene Ontology annotation, biological process: protein phosphorylation; spliceosomal complex assembly; regulation of mRNA processing. The record is from RefSeq and is a predicted model, not a curated record.